This is a messenger RNA of Dujonia railenensis, 405 nucleotides long. The record is from the annotation of a GenBank genome assembly. Lineage: Eukaryota; Fungi; Ascomycota; Pichiomycetes; Serinales; Debaryomycetaceae.
AUGUCUGCUGUUAAAGAUAACUCCCAAGUUUUUGGUGUUGCCCGUAUCUUUGCUUCUUUCAACGAUACUUUCGUUCACGUUACUGAUCUUUCCGGUAAGGAAACUAUCGCCAGAGUUACUGGUGGUAUGAAGGUCAAGGCUGACAGAGAUGAAUCCUCCCCAUACGCCGCUAUGUUGGCUGCCCAAGAUGUUGCUCAAAAAUGUAAGGAAGUUGGUAUUACCGCUGUCCACGUUAAGUUGAGAGCUACCGGUGGUACCAAGACCAAGACCCCAGGUCCAGGUGGUCAAUCCGCUUUAAGAGCUCUUGCCAGAUCUGGUUUAAGAAUUGGUAGAAUUGAAGAUGUUACUCCAGUUCCAUCUGAUUCCACCAGAAGAAAGGGUGGUAGACGUGGUAGAAGAUUGUAA